This is a messenger RNA of Monopterus albus (swamp eel), 2554 nucleotides long. It is a transcript of the gene eif2a, whose product is annotated as eukaryotic translation initiation factor 2A. Gene Ontology annotation, molecular function: ribosome binding; protein binding; translation initiation factor activity. Gene Ontology annotation, biological process: translational initiation. The coding region runs from base 94 to 1836 and encodes 580 amino acids. Gene Ontology annotation, cellular component: cytosolic small ribosomal subunit. Lineage: Eukaryota; Metazoa; Chordata; Actinopteri; Synbranchiformes; Synbranchidae. The transcript has 16 exons. The record is from RefSeq and is a predicted model, not a curated record.
CUGUUUGUAUGCUGAUGUGGCACUGAGAGACCCGCCCCUCUUGGCCGUGACGCAUUUCCGGGAAACAGCUUUUCUUUUCCGACACAGGUAAACAUGGCGCCCCCCGUUCCGCUGCUAGCAGUGCGUGGCUCAGUAGGUACGUCUCUGCUCUGUGGUCCCCCAAAGUGUGAGCAGCAUGCAGCCUUCCAGAGGGAUUCUGGGCUCAGCAGGUGCAUCGCCUUCAGCAGAGACGGGACACUGUUUAGCUGGUGCAACGGACACAGUGUCGCUGUGGUGAAGUCUUCAGACAGCUCUGUGGUGGCCACCUUCGACCUGCCAAAAACGACCCUGCUGGACUUUUCUCCUCUCAACAACGUGCUGGUCACCUGGCAGCCGUACAGCAAGAGUCAGGACAGUCCUCAAGGUGAAGCCAACCUCCAGCUGUGGGACCUAGCGAAUGCACGGCUCAUCAAGGCCCUGUACCAGAAGAAGGUGGACACGUGGUGUCCCAGCUGGUCCGAAGAUGAGAAGAUCUGUGUGAGGAGUGUCAACAACGAGCUGCACUUCUACGAGAACAACGACUUCAACACCAUCGCCAACAAGCUGCGCGUUCAGAAAGUGUCUGACUUUGCCUUGUCACCUGGAGGUCAGCCCAGCAAGGUAGCGGUCUACGCCCCAGGCAGCAAAGGAGCCCCUUCCUUUGUUCGUCUGUACCAGUACCCAGUGCUGGGAGGACCGACAGCUGCCUUCGCCAACAAGAGCUUCUUCAAGGCCGACAGAGUCACCAUGCAGUGGAACAAGAAAGCCUCAGCAGUUCUGGUGACAGCGAGCACUGAAGUCGAUAAAACCGGAGCCUCAUAUUACGGCGAGCAGACGUUGCAUUACCUGGCUGUUAACGGAGAGACCGCUCUGGUUCAGCUGCCGAAGAACGGUCCCAUCUAUGAUGUGGCGUGGAGUCCGAACUCUGCAGAGUUCUGUGUGGUCUACGGCUUCAUGCCAGCCAAAGCCACCAUCUUUAACCUCAGAUGUGACCCGGUGUUUGACUUUGGAACUGGGCCACGAAAUGCUGCCUACUACAGUCCUCAGGGCCACAUCCUGGUCCUGGCUGGCUUCGGGAACCUGCGGGGACAGAUGGAAGUCUGGGACUUGAAGAAAUAUAAACAGGUGUCCAAACCUCAGGCUCCAGAUGCCACACAUUUCUCCUGGUGUCCUGAUGGCGAGCACGUGGUCACGGCGACCUGUUCUCCUCGGCUGCGGGUCAGUAACGGGUUUAAGAUCUGGCACUACACUGGCUCUGUGCUGCACAAAUGGGAUGUGGCGCCUGGCGCAGAGCUGUGGGAGGUCCUCUGGCAGCCCUUCCCCGAUGGCAGCUUCCCUGAGAGGGCUGUGAAGUACCAGGCAGAGCCCAGUAAUCUAGGGUCCACACAGGCCCCGCCCACACAGGCAUACCGCCCACCUGCACUGAGACAUUUGCCAGCCAUGCCCAGCACCAAACUGCACGAGGAAGAGCCCCCUCAGAACCUGCACCCAGGUGUGUCUGGGGAGAAGAUUCUGUCUAAAUCAGCUUUGAAGAAUCAGAGGAAACGAGAAGCGAAGAAAGCUGCCAAACAGGAGUCAAAGUCUGAACCUGAGCUUCCGUCUGACCUCACCCCUGUCACCAAGAGCCAAUCGGAGCUGAGCAGCGGCGACCCAGAGACAGACAAGAAGAUAAAAAAUUUAAAGAAGAAACUCAAAGCCAUUGAGGAGCUGAAGGAGCAGCAGGCAUCUGGGAAGGUCCUGCAGAAGAACCAGCUGGAAAAGGUCCAGAAGGAGGACCAGCUGCUGAAGGAGCUGGAGGACCUGCAGAUCCAACAGUAGGACAUGCUACUGGAGUUACAGACCACACCUCCAAAUCCCAUAAUUCAUCACUCUGUCACACACACACACACACACACAGAGGAGCAGUCAGUGUGUAUGUGAAGGCCGCGUCCGUUCCUGAACUCUACUGCUGAAAGAGUUUAGGUUUCCUCAGUUUUCUUCACCUGACACACCUGAGGACGGGCGCAGGAGGCUGGGUUUAUCAAACAGGUGUGGUCAUGAUGGACGCAACCAUAGUCAUGAACUGACUAAACAAAUUUCUGUUUCCAUUAGAAUUCUGUUUUCUUUCACCUACUUGUUUCUGACGGCAGUACUUCAUUCCUCUGUCUUUGGAGGAUGCCCAAAGGACUUCUGGGAAGUGUAGGAAGAAGCUGUGCUGUGUGUGUUCACUAAAGAAAUUAAGUGACAGCAGUUGGUCACCACAUAACGGCAGAGUGCAAAACAAAAUCCGACUGGAGCCAAGUUUCUCUUUAAAGGAACAGUCCAUUGUGUUCAUCCCAUCAUUUAGCCAAAUGUUGAACUGUCCCUUUAACACAAUGGACAACAGCUGGUGUGUGAGAGGCAUUAAGUAUAGCGUUGCAACAUUUGUACAGAUGCUGAUGCCUUUGUUCCUUUCAGAAUAAAUGGCUCCUCUUCAGCCCAGCUGGUGGGCAGAUAAACAGCCCCACUUUCAGUUACAUCAGUUCAGAAGUCUAAUAAAGGCUUUGUAAUCAAGUCC